Molecule: messenger RNA, 1440 nt
Organism: Drosophila busckii
Lineage: Eukaryota; Metazoa; Arthropoda; Insecta; Diptera; Drosophilidae
Product: angiopoietin-2-like
Exons: 2
Coding region: 1-1440 (479 amino acids)
Source: RefSeq, a predicted model, not a curated record
AUGAAAGAGAAGGAUAAACGCAUCGCCGAACUAAAGCAAAACGAUGAAGCUAAGAACUCUGUAAUAAGUGCAAAGGACAAGCUCAUUGACGUCUUAAAGCAAAACGAUGCAGUUAAGGAUAAGCGCAAUGGCGACUUAACACAGCAGAUACUCAACUCAGUCGAUGUCAGACAACUAAAUAAGCUAUUUAAAUAUGUUGAUCGAGCUGAGGCAACCAGUUGUCUGCCUUUUGAUAAUUCUAAUGACAUUCAAACGAUAAGAGUACCUGGCAUUGAGUCCUUUCGAGUUCCCUGUGAUUCAACAUUUGCUGGCAGCGGUUGGACCGUUGUGCAACGUCGUCAAGAUGGCUCAGUGAACUUCAAACGAAACUGGGAUCAGUAUAAGAACGGCUUUGGCGACUUGCGAAAUGAAUUUUGGCUAGGACUUGAAAAGGUGCAUCUUAUGACCAAGUUUCAAUCACACGAGCUGUUCGUACAGCUGGAGGAUUUUAAUCAUGAAACACGCUAUGCACGCUAUAGCAAUUUUUCAAUUGCAAGCGAGUCACGAUCUUACGAACUGUUAACUCAAUGCUUGCUGUCAGUUGAAUCUGAUGGGGAUUGCACCAGAUACUGUUAUAAAGUCGUUCAGCAGUUGCUACAGUAUUUUCGCGUUUCUAGUGCAAAACUGGAUCAGUUUGAGACUCUACAGGCCAAGAUUCAUGAGCAAGAACUUUAUAUUAAAAAGCUAGAAGCUACACCUAAAGUGCAAGAGGAAACCUUGGAAAAAAUUCAAGAGCUUCAAACUAAAAUAGAUGAACAGCAAAUUCUUACCAAAACUGUACAAACCAAGCUUGACGAACAACAAGCAGCUCUAAAGCAAAAUGUGAAGAAUUCUAUAAUAAAUGAAAAGGAUAAUCUUAUUGCCGAUUUAAAGCAACAGAUACUCGACUCAGUCGAUGUCAGACAACUGACUAAGGUAUUUAAAUAUGUAGAUCGAGCAGAAGCGACUAGUUGUCUCCCUUUUGAUAAUUCUAAUGACAUUCAAACGAUAAGAGUACCUGGCAUUGAGUCCUUUCGAGUUCCCUGUGAUUCAACAUUUGCUGGCAGCGGUUGGACCGUUGUUCAACGUCGUCAAGACGGCUCAGUGGAUUUCAAUCGAACCUGGGAUGAGUAUAAGAACGGCUUUGGAGACUUGCGCGGUGAAUUUUGGCUCGGACUCGAAAAAUUGCAUCUCAUGACAAAAUUUCAAUCACACGAGCUCUACAUACAGCUGGAGGAUUUUAAUCAUGAAAAGCGCUAUGCACGCUAUAGCAAUUUCUCAAUUGCAAGCGAGUCACGAUUCUUCGAAUUAUUAACCGUUGGUGCAUACCGGGGCAAUGCUGGAAACGCACUCGAUUACUGGCCAAAAAACAAGGGAUUAAGGGCCAUUGUUAAUAUUGAGAUUUGCAACUGCCGAUCGUGA